AUGUUGGGGUUCCCGGACGGCCGCGGCCCCCCGCAGCCCGCGUUCGACCUCGCGGCGGCGAUGAGCGUCGGGGGCAGGAUCGCGCAGGCGGUGGCGCCGCUGCUGGCACACACCGCCGUGUCGGGGGCCGCGUUCGGGGCGUCGCUGGCGGCGACGCAGGUGGCGUGCAUGUCGCUGCGGAUCUCCGCGGCGACGGUGCUGGCGCCGCAGACGAUCGGCGUGGCCUGCGUCGUGGGCGCGUCAAUCGUGGCUGGGCAGGCGUCAAGACGGCUAGACCUGAUGGGGAGGCUUGGGGUGCACCACUCGAUGGUGGGCAGCGGCUACACGACGCGCAAGGAGGACCUGAUCGCGGACGCGCUGGUCGGACUGUCCUUCUUCAGGGUCGCUGGCGGGAAUUUCCGCAGCGCUCUUCCGUCCGACGUCCGGUUCCCCGGCGCGCUCUCCGGCGAGUCCGUCCCGGCGUCGGGCAAGGCCUACGCCAACGAGUGGCAGCGGCGCGAGCUCCUGCGGCUGUUCCGGCGGUGGGGGUGCCACCACUGCGGGAGCCGUCGCGGCCGCCCGAUCGGCGACCACAUGCCCCCGAACAUGUCCGCGCACGGCAACACCAAGGGCAGGCUCGGCCCGCUCAACUGGCAGGAGCCCGACGAGGUCGUCAACCGCGGGCUCCGCAGCACGAUUGGGCGCCUGCCCGUGGUGGGUCGGAAGCUGCGCCUCGCGCCGCCGAAGCAGCGGUACUACCCGCAGUGCGAGUCGUGCAGCCAGAAGCAGUCGGCGGCGAUGCGGAACUGGAAGAAGGUCCUGGUGUUCCACUUUGGCGGUCCGCGGUCGCAGUACUUCGCGGGGGCGUUUGUGGGCCUGCGUCACGCGCUGGCGCACGGGGAGGGGACGCCCGCGGCGGGGCGGCCGUGGCGGUGGAGCAAGGUGGUGGACGCGCUGAUGAAGCCCGUGCGGGAGUUCCAGAGGGAGUUCUCGGACGUGGUGACCAUCAAGAAACGCUGA
This is a messenger RNA of Pedinophyceae sp. YPF-701, 999 nucleotides long. NCBI's taxonomy places the organism in Eukaryota, Viridiplantae, Chlorophyta, Pedinophyceae. The record is from the annotation of a GenBank genome assembly.